Aspergillus uvarum CBS 121591 is the source of this 920-nucleotide messenger RNA. RefSeq lists its product as uncharacterized. The transcript has a single exon. The record is from RefSeq and is a predicted model, not a curated record. Bases 186 to 668 code for a protein of 160 amino acids. NCBI's taxonomy places the organism in Eukaryota, Fungi, Ascomycota, Eurotiomycetes, Eurotiales, Aspergillaceae.
AAUACGUACUACCCUGUAGUUUGAUCAUUCCAGACCAUGAUCUAUCCUUUCUGAUUGAGUAGGCCCUCACCCACCCUUUCUAUUUUAAUUUGACUCGUACCAUUAAAUUGCGCAUAGGAGGGGAUGGUGGGAGGAAAAGGUAUUAAGAGAGACAGAGAGAACGCAGGUGAGAAAGAAAACCUCCGAUGCUGCCUGCAUCUGAUCAGCCGGGAAUAAUGAAAACGACCGUUGGAGCGAGGUACGUAGGGCGGAUAUUCCUUCUGUUCUUCUUUGCUUUCUUUCCCUCGUUGUUCUGCUGUUGUUUUGCCUUUCUUUUUUUUGGUUUUUUUCUUCUUCUUUUUUCCUUUUCGAAUUUUCUAUUUUUCGCUCCAAGGAAACAUAAUCACAAUAAUAAUAAUGCUGGAUAUUAUUAUCAUUUUCCUUCCCCUCGCCUUCCGGAUCCAACCAAGCUUAAUACGGAACUAGCUUUAGAAACCCAAGCUAGUGCAGUUCUGGUUCUCGACUUCUUCCGCAUCCACACCGUCAUUCCAUCUUCCUCUCGUCAAGCUGCUAUUUGUAUCCAACGAUCCUUUCCUCUCGUGUGCCUCUGGUCUAUCCUGUCCUUUUUUCCCUCCUCCCCUUCCCUUCCCUCCCUCCCCUCCUCUUCUUCUAAUUUGUUUCUUGCAUGAUCAGAGCUAUUGGUGCAACAUACACCUCACGUUGCCAACCUUUACUCUUCUUUAUAGUCUUUGCUUAAUCAACCUGUAUUCUUCUUCUCCUGUAUCUAUUACAGUCCCUUUUUUUUCCUCAUUUUAAGUUUCUAAACCUUUCACGCCUUUUUUCCUUCUAAAAAAUUCUUCCCUUUCAAUUCUCAUAUCUGCGCUUCUUCCUGUCUUUUUGCGUCAAGAAUUCCUUUGCUUUUAAAAUUUAAUAGAACAUUA